GCCUGUCGGGGUAGGGCACUUUUCUUUUUCUUUUUUCUUUUUUUUUUUUGUCAUCCUCCGCGUCAGUGGAGACUUUCAGCACAGCAUCAGGACGUGGAAAGGUCGGCGAAGAUUUCAGAGAUAGAGAUUUUCCGGUGUGUCUCCGUCUCGAGCCUUGUCAUAGAGUAUAAAAAGAGUAGGAGAUGGAGGUUUUUGGAGCGACUUUUUUACCGAGCAAGUUCACCAGCUGUAGAGAACCAUGGCCAUGUCCGCGGUCACACUCACUCUCUUUGGCUUUUUCUUCUAUUUUUCGACGUUGACAGAUGCUACGACAGAAGAGCCCAGAGUGGAACUCCUCACCCAGUACAAUGAUGUUUUGUUGGGAAGCACAGUGUUGUUGUUCUGCAGAGCUAAUAAAGCUACGACAUUCACAUGGGUGAAGGACGGAGAAGAACUUGAGGAGGGCAUAGACAGUGAAGAUGAAAAGAGUAAGCUGACUUUGGAGAAUGUCAAGCUAUCAGACAGCGGAAACUACACGUGCCAUGGCGAAUUUGAUACCACUGAACACGAGCAAAUCAUCAGCAUAUAUGUCUACGAGACACCAUCCUUCAGUACAACUCAGACAUACCACGAGUUUUUGGUCAACAAUACAGCGCACAUUCCAUGCCUGGUCACUGGGAAGCCCGAAGUGGAGACCAACUGGUUUUGGAAUGGUUACCGUGUAGUAAAUAACGACACAAGUAAUCUCAACGUGCUACCCAAUGGGACACUGCAGAUUACGAGCAUUCAGAGGGAGAAUCACGGCACCUACGUCUGCCAGGGAAAAAUCAAAGGACGGCCCAAAUAUGAGACUCUGAACAUCUCUGUUGUUGUAAAUGCUCCACCAACUGUCAUAGUUCGUGGUCCGAAGACAAAGAUUGUUGCUGGACCACAACAAAGUUUCAGUUUGUCUUGCUUGGUUACAGGAGCACCCCGUCCAAAUAUUACCUGGGAAACGCCUGACACAUCCGAUUCCUCUCGCUACAUAUACAACUCAGACAAGAGUAAACUCACCAUUCCAGGUGUGACCAGAGGUGACUCUGGAAAAUACGUUUGUACCGCUGUGAAUAAAAUUGGAGAGGACAGUGCAACAUUCGCCCUAGAUGUUUUAGAAAUUCCAGCGGUGAGCCUGAGCAAGAGUAUGGUUGUGAAGCCUGGGGACUCAGCAUCUGUCGUCUGCAGUGCUACUGGACAUCCCAAACCCACCAUACAGUGGCUGAACAAGAGCAAUAAAGGUGUCAUGUCGUCUACCGGUCGGGUGAGAGCCGUGGCAUCGCAGCUUCAGAUUGAGAAUGUUGGGCCUUCUGAUGGUGGUGUGUAUUCCUGCAAAGCCACCAACGAGGCAGGCAGCAAGUCAGAGAAUUUCAUGCUAAUGACCUCUCCAGAAGUACCAACAUCCUUCAUUCUGUCACCUGGACCCUCGGCGUUCAGCAUAAAGCUACAGAAACCUGUCCUGGAUGGUGGUUCUCCCAUUACUCAUUACACCAUCCAGUGGAAAAACAAAUCACAGGAAGACUGGAAUGAGAUUACAACCCCAACCCCAUAUUCUGAUUCACUGGAGGUCAGAAACCUGGAGCCGUACACCGAAUACUUUGUCCGCUUUGCUGCUAAAAACAAGCAUUUUCUUGGAGGCUUUUCUACUGAAGAGAGUAUUCGCACUCUGGCCAGACAGGGGGAGCCAGACGUACCUGUACUGUUAGCAGACGAGGGGAAGAUAGAGAAAAACACCUAUUCAGUUCCAUUCAAGCAGCUCAGCGAUGGAGGCUCUCCCAUUACAUAUUAUGUUGUGCGCUACCGAAUGACGAAGGAAGGUGAGCCCUGGAGAGAAAAGGAAACAGAGGCAAACUCCAGUAACAUUCACCUCCAGAAUCUUGAGUAUGACACUAGCUAUGAGGCAGAAAUCUUUGCUGUUAACAUUAAUGGCCUCUCCAAACCAGAAAAAGUCUAUUUCACCACCCCGCAAGCCCCGCCCAGCCUGGGCAAAGGCGGUGUAGUGGCCAUAGUGUUGGUCGUCUUCCUGUUGAUGUUGCUGGGGGUUGAUGCUUUGUGUUGCUACACAAAUCACUGUGGCAUGAUCAACUUCUUGGCCCAAAAACUGUUUGGCCCCAACGUGUCUGAAUCGAAAAGUAUGGAGGAGGGUGUGUUUAACAACGUUGCUGUAACCAUGAACGGGCUCGACAAACCGAGAGGUAGCAUUCCAAAACUCCAGCCUCAAAACAAGACGGGAAACGGAGUGCGGUCGGACGUCACUUGCGACAAAGCGCCUCUCACCAAAUUUGAGAAAGAACCAGCCAAGGCUGAAGCAGUCAAUGAAGCACGAUUGUAAAAUUGUUUCUUGACAUCCAACCAAAAUGACAAGAAAGGCUUCAGGAAUGCAGAUUUCUGCCUUCCUGGUGCAUAUAAUGCAGCUAAACACCACCACCAACAACAACAACUGUAGAAAAUUGUAUUAUAUUUUUUGUGUGAAUUGCAAGUUAUGAUAAAAACUUUGCUGCGCUUAAUAGUAUGUGAUUGCACUGAUUAUGACAUUAACAGGGUAAAGAAUGGAAAUGUAGCUUUUGAUAAAUACGAUCAAUUUUGUAGAUAACUGUGUACAGGAUGUUCUGAGCUAUAUCUGUACCAUGAGGGUCCAUAUUCUUUUAGCAUGCUGUAAUGUCUUAAAGCAAUCAUUAUGGGAGGAUAUUAUUUGACACUGAUGAUCAGACACUUUUUCUGGCGUUAUUAUCAUCACUAAUUUAUUUGAUAUAUUUUGGCAUGAAUAGCUAGAAUUAAUGUAUUAUUAUGGUUAUGAUAAUCAUUUGUUCUUUUCUGCAUGAAUUAUAUUGCCAAAAGCUUACAGUACAUGUGUUUGAUAUAGACUGUAAGCAGUACUGUAUAUUUGUGUAAAUACAUUUUUUUUUG
Messenger RNA from Hemibagrus wyckioides, 2919 nucleotides. It is a transcript of the gene ncam3, whose product is annotated as neural cell adhesion molecule 3. Gene Ontology annotation, cellular component: membrane. The coding region runs from base 239 to 2344 and encodes 701 amino acids. The transcript has 17 exons. Lineage: Eukaryota; Metazoa; Chordata; Actinopteri; Siluriformes; Bagridae. Gene Ontology annotation, biological process: cell adhesion. Gene Ontology annotation, molecular function: protein binding. The record is from RefSeq and is a predicted model, not a curated record.